Molecule: messenger RNA, 435 nt
Organism: Mucor velutinosus
Lineage: Eukaryota; Fungi; Mucoromycota; Mucoromycetes; Mucorales; Mucoraceae
Exons: 2
Coding region: 1-435 (144 amino acids)
Biological process (GO): intracellular protein transport
Cellular component (GO): mitochondrial outer membrane
Source: RefSeq, a predicted model, not a curated record
AUGGUUAAACUCGAGGAAGUCUCUGCUGAUCAAUACGAAGAGGUUGAAGUUUUGAGCGAGGAGGAAGAUUACUCUGAUUUCUCUGAUGAUGAGUUUGAUGACGAGGAUGAAUCUCUUUUGGACAGAAUCACCGCUUUAAAGGACAUCAUUCCUCUCAAGCACAGAAACAGACUCUCCAACAGUGUCUCUACCUUGAGCUCUUGGGGUAAGACUGGCGCUACUUUUGUGGGCAAGAGUGCUUGGGUUAUCACUACUUCCAUGUUCUUGUUGGUUUUACCCUUGGCUUUGGAGAUUGAAAAGGAGCAAGCUUUGGUUGCUUAUGAAAAGGAAGCCAUGCAGCAACAAGGAACACAACAGAUGUUGGCUGCUGGACAACCUCAAAUUCCUGGACAACCUCAACAGCAACCUCAACAACUCAGAGCUCCCGGCUUCUAA